This is a messenger RNA of Beauveria bassiana ARSEF 2860, 894 nucleotides long. RefSeq names its product 3-demethylubiquinone-9 3-O-methyltransferase. The record is from RefSeq and is a predicted model, not a curated record. Bases 1 to 894 code for a protein of 297 amino acids. Gene Ontology annotation, biological process: ubiquinone biosynthetic process. The transcript has a single exon. Gene Ontology annotation, molecular function: 2-methoxy-6-polyprenyl-1,4-benzoquinol methyltransferase activity. Lineage: Eukaryota; Fungi; Ascomycota; Sordariomycetes; Hypocreales; Cordycipitaceae.
AUGACGCGCGCACCUCUACGUCGGCCGGCCGCGUGCCUCGGACGAUGCUUAAGCACGACCACCCGAUCACGGCUCCAAAACGCCUCGAUACAACUGCCAUCAACCGCAGCCUCACAACGCCUCGCCGUCGCACCCAUGCAGCAGCGACGAUGCCACAGCGACUUUUCCUCAGUCAAUCCUAGCGAGGUGGAGCACUUUACCGCUCUCGCCGCUGACUGGUGGUCGCCGCACGGCUCCUCGCGGCUGCUGCACCUGAUGAACCCGCUCCGUCACGACUUUAUCCGCGCCUGCCUGGCCAGCACCGACGAGCUGCCGCCCACCAAGCUGCGAUACCUCGACAUUGGCUGCGGCGGCGGCAUCUUUGCAGAGAGCGCCGCCCGCCUGCCCACAACGGCGCACGUCACGGCCAUUGACCCGACACCGUCGGUCCUGGCCGUUGCCAAGGCCCACGCCAAGCGCGAUCCGGCUCUGCGCGGCAAGCUCGACUAUCAGCUGACAUCGAUUGAGAAUCUCGCCGUUCCUGAGCAGCCGUAUGAUAUCGUGUCGCUGUUUGAGGUGAUUGAGCACAUUGAUGAUCCCGGCGCGUUCCUCGACCGCGUGCGGCCGUUUGUACGGCCGGGGGGCUGGCUGGUCAUGAGCACCAUUGCACGGACAUGGAUGAGCUGGUUUACGACAAAUCUCGUUGCCGAGGAUCUUCUGCGCAUCGUGCCCCGGGGUACGCACGACUGGAACAAAUACAUCAACGACGACGAGCUGCGUGGCUUCUUUGCGGGCAAAGGCUGGAACAGCCCCAAGAUCCUGGGCGUGGUCUACAUGCCUGGCUUGGGGUGGAAAGAGGUGCGAGGCAGCGAAAAGGUGGGCAAUUACUUUUUCGCCGUGAGGCGAGACGAGUAA